AUGUACAAACUUCUUUCCAAAACUGCAAUUGCACGCCAAGCUACUGCUAGAUUGGCUAGAGCCUACUCCACCAAUGCAUCUGCAUCAUCGUCAAAACUCAACGCAAAAUUGGUUGCUGGCACUGCCGUGCCAAUUGCGGUUGUUGUUGGAUAUAUGAGUUACUCAAACUCGAUAAACAAUGAGACGGUUCUUGGAGUUGCUGAUAAGAUUAGAAAGGAAUUUGAGGAAGGUGAUGCAUUGAGUAAAGAGCAACAGGAGAAAUUCGGUGACGAACAACAGAGGUUGAGAACCGAAAAGGAGGAUAAAGAGAUUGCUAAAAUUGAAAAGCAGAAGAGUAUAAACACCAAGAAUGCCGGUGCUCUUGAUAGCAAAGAUCCAGCUUCGGAUUCAAAAACCAGAGAUGUUGCCUCAGAUAAAUUGGAUGAUGAUACAAGCAGACAUGAAGCUAGUGACCCAAAGAAUGUAGAGAAAUCAAAGGAAAUUAGACAAGAUCUCAAGGAAAACUUUCAUCCUGAGGGCAAGGCUCAAAAGAAACCUACGAAGAACGAGGGUGACAGCGGGGAAACCGCAUACAACCCUGAAACUGGUGAAAUCAACUGGGACUGUCCAUGUUUAGGUGGUAUGGCACAGGGCUCCUGCGGUGAAGAGUUUAAGGAUGCAUUUUCGUGUUUUGUGUUUUCUGAUGCAGAACCAAAGGGAAUUGAUUGUAUCAAAAAGUUUGAAACUAUGAGAACAUGUUUCAAGAAACAUCCAGAGGAGUAUAAAGAGGAAUUGUACAAUGGGGAUGAAGAAAACAGUACCGAGGUUGUAGAGCAUGUUGUUUUGGAAGUGGCUGAACCAGCAGUUAAGGAAAUUGAGGAUGGUCUUGAUUCAGGAAAACUCAAAGCCAAGAAGUAA
This is a messenger RNA of Lodderomyces orthopsilosis Co 90-125, 897 nucleotides long. It is a transcript of the gene MIA40, whose product is annotated as Mia40p. Gene Ontology annotation, molecular function: protein-disulfide reductase activity. Bases 1 to 897 code for a protein of 298 amino acids. NCBI's taxonomy places the organism in Eukaryota, Fungi, Ascomycota, Pichiomycetes, Serinales, Debaryomycetaceae. Gene Ontology annotation, cellular component: mitochondrial intermembrane space. Gene Ontology annotation, biological process: protein import into mitochondrial intermembrane space. The transcript has a single exon. The record is from RefSeq and is a predicted model, not a curated record.